UAUUUUUUUUUAGGUCACAAUCUAAAAUUUUCAAAAUAUGCACCGUUCGCGUUCGUGACACACUUGCGAAUAAAUUUUCAAAGUCCGUUUCAGAAUUCAUGAUUUCACUUCCCUUCCACUCGAUCCGUUCAACCUUUCCUUCUCAGCCAUAUCGCGAAGGUUAUACAAUUAUUGGUUGGUUUGCGCCUUGUUUUAGUCGGCUUAUAUUUAUUAACAAAUUAAUACCGCAAUUAACGUGCCAGUGACUAUAGACGUUAAAAAAUGCUGCUUAAUUUUACGUUCAUAGGGCUCAUGGCACCGGUUUUUACAAUAUUUGAUAAAGACUCAUCGAUUAAUACAGAGAAAAUUCCAAAUUACGCUAACUAUCUAUCGGAAUCAGGAAUCCAUGGAAUCUUAGUUCAUGGCACCAGUGGCGAGGCCACUUCGUUGUCGGUCCGAGAACGAAAAGAUUUGGCUCAAGCAUGGUCGGAAACAGUAAAAAAUACCAGUCAACAUCUGAUGGUUCAAGUCGGUGGUUGCCCGCUGCCCGACGUACUGGAACUGGCCAAACACGCAGAAGAGAUAGGAGCAGAUUCAAUCCUGUGCAUGCCUGAGCUCUAUUUCAAACCAAAAAAGCCGCGCGAUUUGAUAAACUAUCUAAAACACGUCAGCGAUGCCGCUCCCAAUACCCCGUUACUGUACUACCAUAAUCCCGGACAUACUGGCGUAAAUAUCGAUAUGGCUCAAUUCCUGGAAGAGUCGACCAAUCAGCUACCCACGUUAAAGGGUAUCAAAUUUACGUCAAAUGACUUAGCGGCUGGAUAUGCAGCAUUGAAAGCUGCCGGAGGUCGGUUUACCGUAUUCAUAGGCGGAGACUUGCUGUUAGCGCCGGCGUUCGCGUUGGGGUUCGAUUCCGCCAUAGCGACGUCGAUUAACAUUUUUCCGAGCUACGCCACUGGCAUACUGGAAGCCGUCAAAAUGUCCGACGUUGCCAAGGCUCAAGGACUGCAAGAGAAUUUAACAGCCGCCAUGAAAAUUAUCAGAUCGUUCGGUCCCAAGGUACCGACAACGAAAGUGGCAAUGAAUUACGUAAGCCCUAUAAACGUGGGGCAUGCGAGGGCCCCGCUAGAGAACCUCAGCGAGGAGCAAUCGCGUGAAAUGAGACUGUCGCUGGGGGGUUAUUUAAAAUAUUGAACAUGGAGCACUAAAAGUUUGUGUUUAUUGAACAGAAGAGCGAUACAUACCUGCAUACGUGAGCCAAAGAUAAAGGAUGGCAAAUAAAAACCACUCGACGCUGUUGGUGAUUGCAAACAAUAAAAGCGAAACAAAAUUAAAA
This is a messenger RNA of Cylas formicarius (sweet potato weevil), 1315 nucleotides long. RefSeq names its product N-acetylneuraminate lyase-like. Gene Ontology annotation, biological process: N-acetylneuraminate catabolic process. Bases 262 to 1173 code for a protein of 303 amino acids. The record is from RefSeq and is a predicted model, not a curated record. NCBI's taxonomy places the organism in Eukaryota, Metazoa, Arthropoda, Insecta, Coleoptera, Brentidae. The transcript has 7 exons. Gene Ontology annotation, molecular function: 4-hydroxy-tetrahydrodipicolinate synthase activity; N-acetylneuraminate lyase activity.